Molecule: messenger RNA, 534 nt
Organism: Coccomyxa subellipsoidea C-169
Lineage: Eukaryota; Viridiplantae; Chlorophyta; Trebouxiophyceae; Coccomyxaceae
Exons: 4
Coding region: 1-534 (177 amino acids)
Source: RefSeq, a predicted model, not a curated record
AUGGCCUGGACAACAGACACCCCCAGGCUCACUGGGCAGUACCCCUUCGCCAGCCUGCUCUUGACAUGCUCGGGCAACCUGAGCAUUGAGGGCAAUCCGCUCGAUGCAUGCCUCAGCUUUGGGACGGUCUGCGGCCACGACGCCGCCCGCGCUUUCUGCCGCUACUUGGGUUGGGACGGCGUUGCAGAUGACAGCUUUGUGGCGGUUCCGGCAGCUGGCCCCACGCGCGCACUGUCAGGCGAGUGGUGCGUGUCGCCGGGGCAGUACGUUGUUGCCUCCAACAUCACAGAGGCCGGGCAGAUCAAAAAGGUCGACGGCGUUCCCUGCAGCCGCCUGGACGGCGUCACAUGCUUCCGCAGGCGUGAGGUAUUUGCGAGCUGGCUGGCCGCCAACGUGCCCAGCUCUGUUGGUCAGUCUCUGCCGCUACCGCUUGAAGGAGUGCCACCCGCUCCCAAAGUUCCUGGCAGCCCUGUGCCAGCUACGAUCAUCAUUGCCAGGCCCAUCGCCCUGGGACGCAGGCUGCUGCAGGGCUAG